Molecule: messenger RNA, 2758 nt
Organism: Octopus bimaculoides (California two-spot octopus)
Lineage: Eukaryota; Metazoa; Mollusca; Cephalopoda; Octopoda; Octopodidae
Biological process (GO): regulation of cytokine production; negative regulation of transcription by RNA polymerase II; regulation of immune system process
Cellular component (GO): nucleoplasm
Molecular function (GO): RNA polymerase II cis-regulatory region sequence-specific DNA binding; DNA-binding transcription repressor activity, RNA polymerase II-specific
Source: RefSeq, a predicted model, not a curated record
UGAUAAGAUGUCGAAAAAGAAGGGUAAAACUUCAUAUCAAUGUGAUAUUUGUAAAAAGACAUUCCAGAAACAACGUGACCUAACUAUUCACAAGAAAAGUCAUUCAGGAGAAAAGCCAUAUCACUGUGAUAUCUGUGGUAAUUUAUUCUUGUUGAAACAUAACUUAACUGUACACAAACGUAUUCACACAGGAGAGAGGCCUUACAGCUGUGAUAUCUGUGGUAAAUCUUUUGCACAAAGUGGUGACCUAAAGGCUCACAAACGCACUCACACAGGAGAAAAACCGUAUCGUUGUGAUAUCUGUGGUAAAUCCUUUCCACGAGGCAACUAUAUUACUAUGCAUAAACGCAUUCAUACAGGAGAGAGACCAUUUCACUGUGAUAUUUGUGGUAAAUCCUUCGUUGGAAAACAUAUGUUAAAGGCUCACAAACGUAUUCAUACUGGAGAAAAACCUUAUCGCUGUGAAAUCUGUGGUAAAUCAUUCACUGGGAGUGGUCACUUAGCUGUUCACAAACGCAUUCAUACUGGAGAGAGACCACAUAAGUGUGAUGUUUGUGGCAAAUCAUUCUCUCGUUUUCAUCACUUAUCUGUUCACAAACGUAUCCAUUCAGGUGAGAAGCCAUAUCAAUGUGAUAUCUGUGGCAAAUCAUUCUCUCAAAAAUCUGGCUCCGUUGUCCACAAACGCACCCAUUCAAGAGAUAAGCCAUAUUGUGAUAUCUGUGGUAAAUCAUUCUCUCAGGCUAAUUAUUUAGCUAACCACAAGAUAAAACAUGCAAAUGAGAAGCCAUAUCAUUGUGAUGUUUGUAGUAAAUCAUUCUUUCGAAUAUGUGACUUAAAUAGACACAAAAGUACUCACAGGGAAAAAAGACAGUAUCACUGCGAUACUUGUGGUAAAACUUUCCCUAUACAUUAUCGGUUAGUUAUACAUAAACGUAUUCAUACAGGGGAGAAACCACAUGAUUGUGAUAUCUGUGGCAAAUCUUUCUCUCAAAAAUAUGAGUUAGUUGUCCACAAACGUGUUCAUACAGGAGAGAAACCGCAUCACUGUGAUAUCUGUGGUAAAUCAUUCUAUCAGACAUCUGGCUUAGUUGUCCACAGACGUAUUCAUACAGGAGAGACACCAUAUCACUGUGAUAUCUGUGGUAAAUCAUUCGGUGUACGUAGUACAUUAACUUCUCACAAAUGCAUUCAUACAGGUGAGAUGCCCUAUCAGUGUGAUAUCUGUGGUAAAUCAUUCUCCCAGAAAUCUUACAUAGUUAUCCACAAACGUUUUCAUACAGGAGAGAAACCAUAUCGCUGUGAUACCUGUGGUAAAUCAUUUUGUGUACGUAGUUCAUUAAAUUCUCACAAAUGCAUUCAUACAGGUGAGAAGCUAUAUCAGUGUGAUAUCUGUGGUAAAUCAUUCUCCCGGAAAUCUUACAUAGUUAUCCACAAACGUACUCAUACAGGAGACAAACCAUAUCAUUGCGAUAUCUGUGGUAAAUCAUUCUCUCAAAAAUCUUCCUUAGUUAUCCACAAACGUGUUCAUACAGGAGAGAAACCAUAUCACUGUGAUAUAUGUGGUAAAUCAUUCUCUCAGUCUCAUCACAAAAGCAUUCAUACAUGUUAGAUGCACUAUCAUUGUGAUAUUUGUGGUAAUUCAUUCUCGAGAAGUGGCAACUUCACUAAACACAAAUGUAUUCAUACAGGUAUGAAACAUUGUCACUGUGAUACCUGUGGUAAAUUAUUUUGUGUAUGUAGUGCAUUAACCUCUCACAAACGUAUUCAUACAGGUGAGAUGCUACAUCAUUGUGAUAUCUAUGGUAAAUCACACUCCCGGAAAUGCUGGAGAGAAGCCAUUUCACUUUGACACUUUUGGUAAAUCAUUCUCCAACAAGAGUGGCUUAACAAUACACAGACGUAUUCAUACUGGAGAGAAGCUAUUUCAAUUAAUAUUAUGUUUGGUGUUAAAUAGCUUCCUCGACUGGAACUAUUGGAGUCCCGAUGUAAGGUAUGGCUAUCCAUAUACCUCAAGUAUAAUGUUGAAGACGAGGUAUUCGAAAAUAUCUCAAUAUUUGUAUUUAACUGAUUCUGCUAAUGCCCCCAACAAAAUAUGCAGAUAUGAAAUUUGCUCAUCGCUUCUUCUCCAUAACCAGACCGAUCCAUUUCUCGACCAUAUUGUAACUUGCGAUGAAAAGUGGAUUCUGUACAAUAAUAAAAAACGUUCUUUGCACUGAUUGGACCAGAAUGAAGCACCGAAAACCUUCCCUAAACCCGAGCUCUUCAAAAAGAAGGUUAUGCUGACUGUUUGGUAGUAUACUGCUGGACUCUUCCACUAUAACUUCUUAAAAGCCGGAAAAACCAUUACUGCAGAAACAUAUUGCUAUGAAAUUGCCAAAAUGAACGCAAAACUGUAAAUUCUCUGCCCCAGACUGGUCAACAGAAGAGGACCAAUCAUUCUUCCUGACAAUGCUCGACCACAUUUCACUAAUGAUGCUCCAGAAGUUGAGGGAACUUGGUUACGGAGUUCUUCCCCACCCAGCUUAUUCCCCAGACCUUUCUCCCACUGACUACCACUUUUUCAAGCACCUUCAUGGUUUCCUGCAAGAGAAGGAGUUCAAAAAUCAAACUGAUGUUGAAAGUGCAUUCAAAGAGUUCAUCAGCUCCAGAACUCCAGAUUUUUAUGUUAGCAGAAUAAACAAACUUGUAACUCGUUGGCAAAAAUGUGUUGAUUUUAAUGGUACUUACUUUGAUGACUAAAAUUUCCCUAUUGUUGAAA